Molecule: messenger RNA, 1335 nt
Organism: Pyricularia pennisetigena
Lineage: Eukaryota; Fungi; Ascomycota; Sordariomycetes; Magnaporthales; Pyriculariaceae
Exons: 6
Coding region: 1-1335 (444 amino acids)
Biological process (GO): zinc ion transmembrane transport
Cellular component (GO): plasma membrane
Molecular function (GO): zinc ion transmembrane transporter activity
Source: RefSeq, a predicted model, not a curated record
AUGGAAGGCAUGAAGGAGCCCAAGCCGCAAUGCGGAGGAAACAAGGAGAAGGGCGAGUAUGACUUGCCACUGCACGUAGCUGCACUUUUCAUGGUUAUGGCCGCUUCCAUCUUUGGAUGUGGCUUCCCCGUCGUUGCCAAGAAGGUCAAGUGGCUGAAGAUCCCAGCCAAGGUCUUCUUCGCCUGCAAACACUUUGGUACUGGCGUCCUCAUCGCAACAGCAUUCGUCCAUCUCCUCCCGACUGCUUUCCAGAGUCUGAACAACCCAUGCCUUCCCGACUUGUUCACGGAACAGUACCCGCCGAUGCCUGGUGUUAUCAUGAUGGGCUCCAUGUUCGCCCUGUUUGUUGUUGAGAUGUGGAUCAACUCGAAAUUGGGAGGCCACUCGCACGGUGGCGUGAUGGGUUUCGAAGAACACGACUCCCACGGCCACGGCCACGGCCACGGCCCCGGCCCCGUGGUCGCCGCAGCACCUCCCCCGCGACCUCCCCGAUACAACGCAUCUAGCUUCGAGGCAGACGACAUUGAGUUUGAGAAGAGGAUGGCGCAGCAAAUGUAUGAGCAGGAUGCCAAGAUCAACCCCUUCGCCGAACCCGGUGCCCGCCGUCAGAACCCCAACGAGCCGCCUUACGGGAGUGACUCGGAGAUGCCCGCAUGGUUCGUCGUCUUUUACGAGCAGUAUGUCCGCCAGAGGUUGGAGAUGAUGAAUAUGAUCAGGGCAAACGAGGGCGCGCAGGGCCAGAACGCUCUUGCUGCUCCUAUGGGGCAGAAUGGUGCCAACAACGCGGUUGCGGCCAAGGAUUCUCCUUUCAUUGAUGAAGAGGGGCAGCAAGUCGACCCUGCCGUCUACCGCAAGAUGUCGCUCAACAUCACAAUGUUGGAGGGUGGUAUCCUGUUCCACUCCGUCUUCGUCGGUAUCACCAUCUCCCUGACCAUCGACGGCUUCAUUAUUCUGGUCAUCGCCAUCCUGUUCCAUCAGAUGUUCGAGGGUCUCGGUCUUGGCUCCCGUAUCGCUGCCGUGCCAUACCCCAAGAACAGCAUACGCCCUUGGCUCCUGAUUGUCGCCUUCGGCACUACUGCCCCCAUCGGCCAGGCCAUUGGUCUCGCUGUCCGCGAUUCGUACGACCCUGACAGCGCGAUGGGUCUGAUCACAGUGGGUGUCUUCAACGCCAUCUCAUCUGGUCUGCUCAUUUACGCCGCCCUUGUCGAUCUACUUGCAGAGGACUUCCUGUCGGAAGAGGCCCAGAAAACCCUGACCAAGAGCUUGAGGAUCCAGGCCUUCAGCUGGGUUCUACUUGGAGCCGCUGGCAUGUCGAUCGUUGGUGCCUUUGCUUAA